CCUGUCAAACAUGGCGCUUUCCUGCUCGAGUCUGUGCAGCCGGUUGUCUUUGACCCGACUAAGUGGUCUGAGCACAAACAGAAUAACACAUGGCCUUCAUCUUCAAGACGUAUCCUGCCAGUCCAGGUUAGUUUUGUGCAGACAUUUUACUUCUUCUAAAGUCAGACGAGGUAUUGGACGAUAUGUUUCCUCCAGAAUCCAGUGGGCAAAUGCCAAAUAUGAAGACUUUCUUAAAAGACGAUUUCCUCGAUUUUUCCUGCUUUAUCACACCUUUAAAGUAGGAUUCAGGAUGCUGUUCCAGGAUGCCAGAGAUGUGAAGAGGAUAAAAACCAAAAUGCUGGCGGAAGGAGUGAAGUUCCACGAUUUACACUACAGGGAGAUGGAAAAACUCAGACAGUUUCGCAGAGACCUAAUAAAGGCCAUCCCACUUGUGAUUAUUACCAUUCCUCCUUUUGCAAACUACCUGAUUUUCUUCCUAAUGUACUUUUUCCCUCGUCAGCUGCUGAUUCCUCACUUCUGGACUCCCCGGCAGCAGCUGGAGUUUCGGAAAGUGUAUCAUUCCCACAGGACUCGGUACCACCAACCGGUUCUCAAAGAGCUGGAGGAUGUGAGCCAUCAGGUCAAAAACGGUCACCUGCAAAGUCUUCUGAAGAACCUCUGCACUAAGGUGCAACGCGGCGGAAACCCGAAUGUCUCUGAAAUCCUGGCUGUCAGAAGUCUGUUCUCCAAAGCUCCUCUGGCCAUGAACACAAUGAGCAACAAUCAGAUAAGACACAUCAGCCCCCUCCUCUUCCUGACGCCCCGUCUCCCAGGCUUCCUGAUUGGUCGACGUCUGAACAGCCAUGCUGUGGAGCUGUUCCAGCUGGACCGAGCCCUGAGCCAAAUGGGCCCUCACCAGCUCAGUGAGUGGGAACUCAAACAGGCUUGUUAUGUGAGAGGGAUGAACGCUGACAGUCUUGGUACCAGUCAGUCUCGUGAGUGGUUGUCCCAGUGGCUUCAGGUGUCAUCUGCUUUAAAAGAGUCAGAGCUGUCACUUCUGUUGCACUGCAUGGUGCUCAUGUCUGCAAACUACCCCAGCGCUGCGAGCCGUCACUGACAGGAAGCCUGCUUCUGUGAUUAUAGUUACUUUUGUGUUGCAAUGCACACAAGAGUGUCAACAUCUUCUUACUGCAAAGGAAAAAAAAGAAAUGUAGAACAUUUCCUGGUGAGAUUGGGUUCAAAAGAAAAACCCACGCUGGACAGUGAUGCUAAUUUGCUCUGUGACAAUUUAAUAUGGAAACAUGACGUCAGUGUCUUUACCAGAGACAACAGGUGUUUCUAUUUGCAGUUCUGAUCCUUGGUGGGGAAGUUUAAUUUCCUAUGAAGCGCUUAUCUGCUGUGCCAUGCAAAAGUAUUCACACUCUUUCAUUUUUCUACGUUUCUUCACUUUAAAACCACAAUUUCAUGUGAAAGACCAACACAAAAUGGGAUCAGACUGUUUUUAUUUCUUAAAACUAAAAUCCUUCAAGAUCGAACAGAAUUGGGACUUUAACUAGGUGAUUUUGUUGGGUCAUUAUCCGACUGGAAGGCGAGUCCAGACCCCAGUCUAAUUCUGACCCAGCUGAGUAAAGCGACUCCCACAGCAUGUUGCUGCCAUUAUGUUUCAUCCUGUCCUUGGUGUGUUCAUAUUUUGCAUGUUAGGGUUAGGGCUCUGGCUUGAACUGGAUUUUAUUUAGGGGAAUCACAGUAAAAAGGCUAAAAACAUGUAUGCCAUGUUCACUUUUCAGAUUGUUAAAAGAACUUUGUAUUUUGAACUUGGUAUCAUUUUACUCCCACUUCAUAAUUACGCACGGCUUUGUGCUGGUAUAUCAUUGAGUACAAAAAGGUUCAAGGGGUGUGAAUACUUUUCAAAUGCUUGUAUAAAAACUUGUGGUAAAAUGUUUAUUGUUCCUGUUUUUCAGGUUAUUACUGCUUUAAGACAUGCUGAGCUUCUGCUUUUGUCUGAGUUUGCACCUACAUUUGGACAAAAUGCAAGUUGGGGAAACAAAGAUAAUUCUACUUGAGAAAAAAAAAUUAAUGAAAAAUUCAGAUGUAAAUCAGAAGUAAUAAAUGUAAGGAGAACUUUAUUCAGAAUUUAUGGAUAUGUCAUCAGACAUGCUGUAUUUUCUCUUGCUGUUACCUCAUUUUAUGCUUUACUUUUAUUUUCCAACUUUCUGGUCAUGACAAAGUUGUUCAAAAGACUAAAAUUAGCUUUUAUUUUGAGACAAAAUACAGAAAUUGGGGGAUGAAGCCCAGGUGUAGACUGUCAACAGUAAAGUAAACUUUACUGUUUACUUUUUGAACCCAUCAUUUUGUUCAUGUGGAGAUUUAAAUUCAUGUAUUUUAGCAUAAAGUUUCAUCCAAUCUUUUCAAAUACCUACUGAAAGUACAAAGGAGUACAACAUAACUGGAGUUGUAAAGUCCAUCAUUAUUCUUUCUGUGCCUUUUGUAAGUUUUGGCACUCAGCAUCUGAAACAUGAAUCUUUUUGUAAUUAUAUACUAUUUACUCAAGUUUUGAGUGUUUUUUUGUGCCAAUAUUGCAUGUCAUUGUUGUCAUUGUUUUUUGUUUUUGCAAUAAAUAUAUUGAUGCUG
This is a messenger RNA of Xiphophorus maculatus (southern platyfish), 2610 nucleotides long. It is a transcript of the gene letmd1, whose product is annotated as LETM1 domain containing 1. Gene Ontology annotation, molecular function: ribosome binding. NCBI's taxonomy places the organism in Eukaryota, Metazoa, Chordata, Actinopteri, Cyprinodontiformes, Poeciliidae. The record is from RefSeq and is a predicted model, not a curated record. Gene Ontology annotation, biological process: intracellular monoatomic cation homeostasis. Gene Ontology annotation, cellular component: mitochondrial inner membrane. The transcript is spliced from 9 exons. Bases 11 to 1096 code for a protein of 361 amino acids.